Orycteropus afer afer is the source of this 726-nucleotide messenger RNA. Its product is annotated as cleavage stimulation factor subunit 1-like. The record is from RefSeq and is a predicted model, not a curated record. Gene Ontology annotation, cellular component: mRNA cleavage stimulating factor complex. The transcript is spliced from 3 exons. Gene Ontology annotation, molecular function: RNA binding; protein binding. The coding region runs from base 1 to 726 and encodes 241 amino acids. Lineage: Eukaryota; Metazoa; Chordata; Mammalia; Tubulidentata; Orycteropodidae. Gene Ontology annotation, biological process: mRNA 3'-end processing.
AUGGUGGCAAAGGCCGGAAGCGUGGAUCUGUGCAGUUGCCCCACAUUCACUGGUGAUCCCAGUUUCAUCGGUUCUGAAGCAGAGAUGCUGCGUUCCAUCUCCUUCCACCCGUCUGGAGAUUUCAUCCUUGUUGGGACGCAACACCCUACUCUUCGGCUUUACGACAUCAACACGUUUCAGUGUUUCGUCUCCUGUAAUCCCCAAGACCAGCACACAGAUGCCAUAUGUUCUGUCAACUACAACCCUAGCGCCAACAUGUAUGUGACUGGCAGCAAGGAUGGCUGCAUCAAAUUAUGGGACGGUGUCUCCAAUCGCUGCAUCACGACUUUCGAGAAGGCCCACGAUGGUGCAGAAGUGUGUUCUGCCAUUUUUUCAAAAAAUUCUAAGUACAUUCUCUCCAGUGGAAAAGACUCUGUAGCCAAACUCUGGGAAAUCUCGACAGGCCGUACACUGGUCAGGUACACAGGUGCCGGGCUGAGCGGACGGCAGGUGCACAGGACACAGGCGGUCUUCAACCACACUGAGGACUACGUGCUGCUGCCGGACGAGAGGACCAUCAGCCUGUGCUGCUGGGACUCGCGCACGGCCGAGCGCCGGAACCUGCUCUCGCUGGGGCACAACAACAUUGUGCGCUGCAUCGUGCACUCACCCACCAACCCCGGCUUCAUGACCUGCAGCGACGACUUCCGGGCACGGUUCUGGUACCGCAGGUCCACCACCGACUGA